UGUUGCUGCAACUUAUGAACAACAAUGGAGAAAGUUUUGGCUUUAAAGGAAAUGAUGAAGAAACACGCUCCCAAGAGGGAGAAUCUGGACCCUCGGAACUGGAUGAAAAACGAACAAGUGAAGAAAGUUUAUGAUUUAAUUUUUAACAAAGAGCCAGAAGAGGACACGGACAACAGUUUCGACCACAAAGAAAUGUUACUGCAAACAGAGAAGCUGUUUAUUGAAGCAGCUAAGAGCAAUGAUAUAGCGGCAAUGAAGAUUCUUGGAAGGGGUUUAAAUGCCAAUGCAAAGAAUGCGCAUAAUAGGACUGCCCUUCACUAUGCAGUCGCCGGCAAAAACAAGGAAGCGGUUGAGCUGCUUCUACGGCGCAGGGUUCAAGUGGAUCAGAGAGACAAGUUUGGUGUGGCACCCAUUCAUUUAGCUGCCUGGUUUGGCAGCUUGGAGAUCCUGAAAUUAUUAGUGCGGGCUGGAGCGGAGCAGAAGGUUGAGAAUGAGGAAGGACUAAACAUCUUGCACUGCGCUGCCAUCAACAAUCACACUGAAAUAGUGGAUUAUAUUGUCAAUGACCUACAAAUGAAGGAACUGGAUAAAGAUGAUGAGUCAGGCCAUUGCGCAUUUGCUAUGGCAGCAGAGCAUGGCUGCGUGCAAAUGCUAGAAAUGCUGAUGGAGCCGUGUUACAACAUGGACACCAUGAAGCCCAACAAGAAAGGAGACACGCCCCUGCAUUUAGCUGCCAAGAACGGCCACUUGGACACAGUCCAACUGCUGCUGCAAUGCUUUGAUAUCCGGGAUGAAGUUAAUACGGAAGGUGAGACUGCUCUGUACCAGGCUGCUGAGAACGCUCAGGAACACUGCGUCCUAGCUUUGUUGAAAGAUGACUGUGACCCCAACAUCCAAACAACAACAAAAUACUGUGCCCUUCACCCAGCUUCAGAGAGAGGAGAUGCAUCUCUUGUCCGACUCCUCUUAGAAUAUAACGCCAACACAGACUUUCAGAAUGAGGACCUAGAGACUCCUCUUCACUUGGCUGUGAAGAAUAGCCACCUCCCUAUCAUUCGUUUUCUAUUGGAAGCAGGAUGUGACUUUCAAAUCACCAACAAGAGAUCUCAGACAGUCAUCCAUCUCGCUGCUGAGCUGGCAAAAAUAGAUGUGGUUGAAAUGCUACUGAAAACUGAAAUUGAUCUUACAGUGGUGGACUGGCAAGGAAAGACUGUGCUCGGUGUGGCGGCCAGAGCAGAUGAAGUGAUCAUUGUGGAUAUGAUAAUCAAGGCAGAACGAUACAGGGCAUGGAAAACGGCCCACCCAGAUUGGAAUGAGAGUAUUCACAGCGAGAACCCGCUAACAUUCAAACUGGACCACCGAAAUGAGACCAAGCAUAUUCGCUCCAUUAUCUGGCGCUUAGCCUAUGAGCUCCUGAAGCCAAGAGACUGGAAGCGUCUGGCUGAACACUUGGGAUUCACGCUGGAGCAAGUGUCAGCUAUCGAGACACAGUGGACAGGUCAGCACAGCUACAGAGAACAUGGCAACAGGAUGCUGCUGAUCUGGUUCCAUGGAGCGGAAUUUGCCGUGGAAAGUCCUAUGAUAGAACUUUAUAAAGCCCUUUUCCACACAGGAUAUGGCACAGUUGCAGAUAAGAUUAGGAUGGGCUCAGACAAUUUCAGCAGUAGGAGCUGCAGCGUCUCAUGAUUGUGACAUGCGAGAUCAAGAUUGCUUUUGUGUUAAUAUUACUUUCAAGACACAACUCUAAAAUAAUUUAAUUUGUAAACAGAAAGCACCAGAUCAUGUACAAACUUUGGUUUGCUGCUCAAUGACACAUUCAAAAUAUGCAAUGCACGUUUUUCAUUAUAUCAAAUUCAUCAUAAAUUAAGAAACAAAUCUCAUUAGAUAAGUUAAAAGUUUUACAUGUGUGGAUCGCACCACAAAUAUCAAUUAAGUUCCCAAGAAUAAUUGCUUGAUUUCUCUUGCUCCAUUCCUCUAACAAAAAGGAAAACUCACCUUUCACCAGCUGAGUUACAUCUGUAGUAGUAUUGUUGCAUAGUAAGUAAAAUCCUUCAUUUUAGACUAAGCUAGUUUGUCUGAUGUGUGUAUAUGCUUAUAUUAUUAAUCUACUACUUUGAUGGAAGUGUUGGCGUUUGUUUUGGCGGAGGUCUUUACAACAGUGGGCGUGCGUGGAGCCUGUUGGGAGGGGCGAGGACCUUUGGCUGUAGAAACCUGACCAAUAGUGUGCUUGGAAAAAAGACAGAGGGAAAAAAGCAACAUAAAGAUGCUGACACACAGAGAAACAUUUCAUAUCAUUAACAUUCCAUACCUCUGUAAUAGGUUGAUGGCGUUGUAUGACAAUGGUGGUCAUAGGUGCGGCCGCACCCAUACUUUGGUUGUUGCGUAUACUCUUACCAAUAAAUGGUUGUGCUGUGAUGCGAGCCUUGACAGUUUUCUCCGCUUUCUGUUGGCCAGCUGUAACUACGCGCCCAGAGGUCUAUG
Messenger RNA from Corythoichthys intestinalis (scribbled pipefish), 2481 nucleotides. It is a transcript of the gene ankdd1b, whose product is annotated as ankyrin repeat and death domain containing 1B. The transcript has 15 exons. Bases 25 to 1686 code for a protein of 553 amino acids. NCBI's taxonomy places the organism in Eukaryota, Metazoa, Chordata, Actinopteri, Syngnathiformes, Syngnathidae. The record is from RefSeq and is a predicted model, not a curated record. Gene Ontology annotation, molecular function: protein binding. Gene Ontology annotation, biological process: signal transduction.